AUGGCGAUGCUAAGAAAGGGUGAGUGGGUCUGGUUGGACUCUGAAAUUGGGAUCCCCAUUGGAGCCAGGGUCAAAAUAACCCCAUCUGGUCAACGCUUUUUGGUGGAUGACGAUGGACAAGAGCAGUGGCUUUUUCCAGAGCUGGAGAGCAGUGUCCGUGUCAUGCACCCAACGUCUGUGGAAGGAGUGGAGGACAUGAUUAAACUGGGGGACAUGACGGAGGCUGGACUUCUGCGAAACCUGCUGCUGCGGCACAAGCAAGGCCUCAUCUAUACUUACAUUGGGUCUGUGCUGGUUGCUGUAAACCCUUACCAGGAUUUCCCUCUGUAUACAACUGAACAGAUACAAUUAUAUCACGGCCAAAAACUUGGAGAACUCCCUCCUCACAUAUUUGCCAUCGCUGAGGCCUGUUAUUUCAACUUGAAACGCCACCUGAAGAGCCAGUGCUGCAUCAUCAGUGGAGAAUCUGGAGCAGGAAAGACAGAGAGCACAAAGCUGAUCCUCCGUUUUCUGGCUGCUAUAAGUGGGCAGCUGUCUGAACAGGAGCUUGAACAGCAAAUCUUGGAAUCAAACCCUAUUCUUGAAGCUUUUGGAAAUUCAAAAACGGUUCGCAACGACAACUCCAGUCGAUUUGGCAAAUACCUGGAAAUAUUCUUCAACAAGAGCGGUGUGAUCGAAGGCGCACGUGUGGAGCAAUAUCUCCUAGAGAAAUCCCGAGUUUGUCGUCAGGCUCUGGACGAACGUAACUACCACAUAUUUUACUGCUUGUUGGCUGGACUUUCUGAGGAAGAGAAAAAAGUAUACAGCCUUGGAAAUGCUGAGGAAUACACUUUUCUGACCAAGGGAGGUUGUAUCCAGUGUGACAGCAGAGAUGAUGCCAAAGACUUCCAUCGCAUCAGUGCAGCGAUGAAGAUUCUGUCCUUCUCUGAGAGUCAGUCCCAGGACGUGGUGAAGCUGCUUGCGGCCAUUUUACACCUGGGAAACGUGCGCUUUCAGGCCAACACACAAAACAACAUGGACACAUCUGCUGUCAGCAAGUCCAAACACUUCAGCAUCGCAGCCUCAUUGUUGCAGGUGCAGAAGUCCUCUCUAGCCCACAGUUUGACAGAGCGCUCCUUCAUGACGGCCAGAGAAAGGGUGACCAAGCCCCUGAGCUCUGAGCAGGCGUCCGACUGCAGAGACGCUGUAGUGAAGGCCAUCUACAACAAACUGUUCACAUGGAUCGUGAAUAAAAUAAACGCUGUGAUUUACAAGAAACUCCAGACAAACCAUAAGGUCAGCUUCCUGUCGGUGGGGCUGCUGGACAUUUUUGGCUUCGAGAACUUCAACACAAACAGUUUUGAACAGCUGUGCAUUAACUUUGCCAAUGAAAAGCUACAGCAGUUCUUUGUGGGACACAUUUUUAAGCUGGAGCAAAAGGAGUACCUGAAGGAGGACAUUGUCUGGAAAACAAUCAGCUUCAACGACAAUCAAAACAUUUUGGACCUACUCGCUGCAAAACCGUGUAACCUUCUGGCUUUGAUUGAUGAGGAGACCAGCUUUCCAAAGGGCACAGACGGGACUUUGCUAAUCAAGUUGAACAAGCAGCACAGUCACAGUAAACUCUAUAUCUCCACAAAAAGCGAGCAUGACACAGACUUUGGGGUCCGUCACUUCGCUGGUGUAGUCUAUUACAACUCUCAAGGAUUUCUGGAGAAGAAUAGAGACGCGAUCAGCUUUGACGUGAUCAAAAUGGUAGAAGCCUCCAAAAACCAGUUGCUUCACCAGAUUUUCCUAAAUGAGCUUUCUGCAAAUGCCGUCAACGGUGUCAAAGCGAGCAACAACCACAGGAUCCUCGUGAGUCUUCCAAAUCCACGACGAAGCCAGGCGGACAACCGCAAACAGGUGCAGACGCUGAGCGGUCAGUUUCGUCAGUCCCUGGACUCCCUCAUGAAGGCUCUGUCUGUCUGCCAGCCACAUUUCAUCCGCUGCUUCAAACCCAACAAUGAUAAGCAAUCUGAGUUUUUUGACAGAGAGCUUUGCGCGCGGCAGCUACGAUACUCUGGAAUGAUGGACACUAUUCGCAUCAGAAAACUGGGAUAUCCCAUCAGGCACUCCUUUGUGGAAUUCUUGAAACGAUACAGAGUGCUUCUGAAGUCAACUAUUUGCAACCCAAAGACUAAAACUGCUGCAGUCUGUUGUGAGGCCAUCUGCAGAGCUGUGAUCAAAGAGGACGAGUGGAAAAUAGGUAAAACAAAGGUCUUUCUAAAGGACUCCCAUGACGGGAUCUUGGAGCGGCUAAGGGAAGAGGAACUAAGCCGAGUCGCUGUGGUCAUCCAAAGAGUCAUGCUGGGAAUCAAAGACAGGAAGUUAUUUCUGAAAAAAAGAGCAGCUAUUUCAGUGUUACAGAAAAACUGGAGGAUUCACUUGAAGAAUAAAGCACAAAUGAAGACCCGGCUUGGUUUUGAACGUCUCAUAGUCGCAAUGAAAAGACAAAACAAACGACGAGAAGCAGCAGCCAUUGUUAUCCAAUCUCAAUUUCGGGGACACAUGGUGCGGAAAAACUGGAACCAAAGACAAAAGCCCAAAGAGCAGCGGGUCGAAGCCUUUGUACCGACAGAAAUGGGGCGAAAUGAGUAUGAAAUCACUCGGUCAAUCUCACGAGAGGAAGAAGAGGGAGUCCGCUUAAUAGACGAAGUCGUGGUGGGAGAAAGUAUGACUGAUGGAGAAUCUGACCUGGAGUCUGUGGACCGUGAUCCUCCAAUGGUCAGACAGGUCCUGGACAAACCAACGAUUAUUAUUUCUGUGGCGGAGUCAGAGCGCAGCAAGAGCCCAUCUGUUGCAGAAGAAGAAGAAGAUGAAUAUUAUGACGACAGCAGCGACCCUUUUUCUUUUACCAAGUUCUGUGACCUUCACUUCCAGGGCAAUGCCUCGCCCUCCCACAUCACGCACAGACUCAAGAAACCACUGCUGGUCCAUGAUGACGAAGGGGAUGCUCUGGCCUGUCUCACAGUGUGGUGGAUCAUUUUGCGGUUCAUGGGGGAUCAUCCAGAGUCUAGGUCUCAAGACUCUGCUUCUGUGGCGUCCAGCAUCCUUUCAAGUCCAGGACCUAACAGACAGGGAAGAAGGCUGAGUCACCUUGUCGGGAUAGAAGCGUUUUUAUUAAGAAAAAAAGACAAGAACCAGGGAGGGGGUGGAACAGCGAGAGCACCAUCAAUUAUCCCUGAGGAGCCUGCAGAUCUUCUGGUUGGAGAAGAUACACUGGCUCGACCAAUGACUCCUUUGGAAAAAGUGCACAUUAUUAUUGGAUACGCAUUAUCCAAACCAGGAAUAAGAGAUGAGAUCUAUUGUCAGAUUUGUAAACAGCUGGAGAAGAAUAAAAAGAAACACAGUUGUCAACAAGGCUGGAUCCUUAUGUCCAUCUGCCUCGGGAUCUUCCCUCCCACAGACUCCUUCAUGCAGUACCUGGAGAGUUUUAUUCGAAGAGGUCCAGACGGAUACAAAGAGUAUUGUUCUGAGCGCCUAAAGCGCCUUAAGAACAAUGGAGAGAGGAAAGAAGUUACUUGUUGGAUUGAAUUGGAGGCUGCCAAGAACAAAAAGCCGAUUGACACAUCAGUGCUGCUGAUGAAUGACCUGACGGUGAAAGUGAGUCUGGACUCUGCAUCCACUUCAGCUGAAGUCUGCCGGGCGGUGGCCAACCAGAUCGACCUGACCGACACCUAUGGAUUCUCUCUGUACAUAAGCUUUGAAGAGAAGACGUGGUCCCUGGGCAGCUGUGAGAGGCACGUUCUGGACGCAGUGUCUCAGUGUGAACAGGAGAUGAAGAGGCAGGGCCGAGAAGAGAGGAACACUCGCUGGACACUUUCCUUUCGCAAAGAGCUCUUCACACCUUGGCACGACUGCUCCCUUGACCCAGUGAGCACCAGCCUUAUCUAUGAACAGGUCAUCAGGGGGCUGAAGUCUGGAGAGUACACCAGUGAUAAGGAGGAUGACUAUGUGCAGUUGGCUGUUCAACACUAUUACAUUCAGUUUGGCUCCGAGUAUAAUACAGACAAUGCCAGAAAGGUGGUUGUUGACUGUAUAACCACCACUCUCAUCGAAAGCAAAUCUAUGACCAAAUGGAUACAACUCAUUGGUGCUGGACAACGCCAGGCUCUUGAUGACUAUGGGAUGAAGACUCCAGAUAUUAUAAAAGAAGAACUGGUGGACAUUGCCAGACAAAAGUGGCCAGUUUUUUUUUCAAAGUUUUACGAUGUUAUAAUGACUUCAGGACCUGCUCUCCCCAAAAGUCGGUUCAUUGCUGCUGUCAGCUGGACUGGCAUUAUAUUUAUUGAAGGAAGGGACAAGCACCUCCUCGAGCUUCCAUACAUAGAAGUGAGGGGUGCGUUAGAGAAAAGUGACGGCUACCUACAGACGUCGUCGGUCACAUUGGCUACUUUUCGCGGAGAGUUUGUGCUGAAUGUUGCAGAGGCAGAAGAAAUGACUUCACUCAUACACAGAAAUCUGGAAGGGCUCAGAGAACGCUCCGACUUCGCAAUUGUUCUCAUUGACAACAGUAAACCAGAAGACCCCAGUCAUCUUGUCUGUAGAAAAGGAGAUGUGUUGCUGAUUAGAAAGAAUGAACAUCCUCCUAAUGACGACACGUAUAUUGCCACUAACCAGAGGACCAGUAACACAGGCGUUGUUUACAAAAGCAUUCUUCAAUUUCUACCCACGCUCACCAAGCCCGAUCCUGAAUUCAUGAGGCUACUCAUGCCAGGCCAAAAUCCACAUGGAAAACCCAGUGUUCAUCAACAAAGUGUGGCUCCUGUGUCUUUAAAAGAAUUUUCUGUUGAACAUUUCAGGGUGUCCACUAAAGAAGGUGGGCGACAGGGCUUGCACAGAGGACCCAGAGAGAAACUUUGGGUGAGCUCCAGAGAGCCACUCAAACAACCUCUUCUCAGCAGUUUGGUUCGAAACUCUGAACUGAGCCCCCUGGCCUGCAAUGCUUUCACCGCUAUUCUGAAAUACAUGGGCGACUACCCCAUCAAACAGGUGCGCAGCCCCAUAGAACUGACGGACCAGAUCUUUGGUCCAGCCACACAGCACGAGGCUCUGCAGGACGAGAUCUACUGUCAGAUCAUGAAGCAGAUGACCUCCAACCUCAAUAGGCUGAGUAUGUCCCGUGGAUGGCAGCUGAUGUGGCUCUGCACAGGCCUUUUCGCACCCAGCCCCACUUUAAUGGUUCAUGCUAAAAUGUUCUUGGAGUCUCGUCCCAGAGAUCCCCUGUCUGCAGUGUGUCAGCAGAGGAUGCAAGCCAUGCUUGGUAAGGCACCUAGGAGACUUCCACCUCAUUUUGUUGAAGUAGAUGCCAUUCAACAAGACAGCAUCCAGAUAUUUCAUAAAAUCCACUUUCCAAAUGAGACUAGUGGCAUAUUUGAAGUCUCGUCAACGACCACAAUCAAGGAUUUGUGCCAAAGUAUUGCUUCACAGCUCAAGCUACUUUCAGCAGAUGGCUAUGGUCUUUAUUUGAAAACAACCAAUAAGCCGUUACAAAGUCUUGAAGACCAAAAGUAUGUUUUUGACAGCUUAAGAGAAGCUUCAGAGCCUCCCAAGAAAGUAAAAAAAAUAAGAGAUGGAACCUCCACAAAUCUGCCCUACCUGGUUAUUUUAAAACGAAAGCUGUGGUUCAAUGUGACUCCAGGAAAGGACAUAACUGCAGAUCUCACCUUUCACUUUCCUCAGGAGCUGCCAAAAUACCUGCAGGGAUUCCAUGACUGCAGCAAAGAGGACAUGGUGAAACUGGCCGGACUGCUCUUCAGAGUGCAGGUCGACUCGGACCGAUCACAGUUUGUCAUGAUUCCCAAAAUGCUGAAGGACCUGGUGCCUGCUGACCAGAUCAAAAUCAUGUCCCCAGAGGAAUGGAAGAAAAAUGUCAUCUCAUCAUACAACCAGCAGAGCGGCAGUACAGUUGAGGAAGCCAAAAUUGCCUUCUUGCAUGCAAUCUCAACCUGGCCUACAUUUGGCUCUUCUAUUUUUGUAAUCAAGCAAACUUGUGAAUCGAGCUACCCCACCAAUCUUUGGAUCGCCAUCAGCAAGCAGGGUGUUAGUCUGAUUGACCCAACAACAAAGGGGUUACUGGUGAUGUAUCCAUUUAACCGGAUUGCAGAGUGGCAGAGUAAAGGUGUCCACUUCCAGAUGACAAUAGGCACUCACUUGAGGCCUGUCACGUUUGUCUGUGAAUCCCCAAAGAGUGGAACAAUGGCCGAUUUGGAUGGACCAGAGAGCGGGAUCUCCGCGGGCAGUGUGUGCCGUGUGUGCGCUGGCUCCUCUCGGCGGAGAAGCGGCUUCAUGAGUGUCCAAAGUAACAGUGGAAGUGGAGGAAGUUUGGAGGCGACGCCAUCUUGGUCCUCGUCCCCAACCGUUUCUCAACAACAAAUAACGGCGCCCGUUAAAAGCAAGGAAGGUCAAAUGGAGGAGCUGCAAAGCCUGGACCCCCGGAGACAGGAGCUGCUGGAGGCCAGGUUCAUCGGAGCUGUCAGUGGCAACACCGUGGGCAGCACUGGGAGCACCAGUGGAGGUGCCAAGUGUUUGGCCAAUGAAUCAUCCAACCACAGUUACUGCAGUCUCGGUUCGUCCAGCGACAAAGAGUCAGAGAACUCUGAUUUAAAACGAGGAAGCUCCCCUGCAUACUCAACUCCAGAGAAAAAGCACUCUGAAUCGUCCAGGGGCAGAAAGAGGAAAGCUGAAACCUACUCAGAAAGUAGUCAAGGGAAGAGCUCAACGCGUGGACCAAAAAUCAGUGAUUACUUUGAUUUUCAGGCGGGAAAUGGAUCCAGUCCUGUCAGAGGUCUGCCGUCGACACGCCGCUCUCCUCAAAGCUCUCACUCAGCCCCGGGCUCAAUUAUUCGACAGAACAGCUCGUCUCCCACCAGUCUGUCUUUUGGAGAAAACAGUCUCAAGGCCUCAACUAGCAAAUUGAUCCAGACAGAGUUAACAGGAUUGAAACUUGCAGCCCUGGAGAGCAACAAGAGUCUGGACCUGGAGAAGAAAGAAGGACGAAUCGAUGACUUACUCAGGGCCAACUGUGACCUGCGGAGGCAGAUUGACGAGCAGCAGAAGCUUCUGGAGAAAUACAAAGAGCGUUUGAAUAAGUGCAUCACCAUGAGCAAGAAGCUGCUCAUAGAAAAGAGCACUCAGGAGAAGCAAUCGAGUCGAGAAAAGAGCAUGCAGGACCGUCUCCGUCUGGGGCACUUCACCACGGUGCGACAUGGGGCAUCCUACACAGAGCAGUGGACGGAUGGAUAUGCAUUCCAGAACCUGAUCAAGCAGCAGGAGAGCAUCAACCAGCAGCGGGAGGAUAUCGAGCGCCAGAGGAAACUACUGGCCAAAAGGAAACCACCAAACCCUGCCUCCCCCUCCAUGUCUGUGGCCUCCACCUCUGAGCCCAAACAGAGGAAAACCAAGGUCGUCAACGGCAACGACUCGGACCCCUUUCUCAAACCAUCACUGCCUCAGCUGCUUACACUUGCUGAAUAUCAUGAGCAGGAGGAGAUUUUUAAGCUCCGCCUUGGUCAUCUUAAAAAGGAGGAGGCUGAGAUCCAGGCUGAGUUGGAGCGACUGGAGAGAGUGAGAAAUCUCCACAUCAGAGAGCUGAAGAGGAUAAACAACGAGGACAGCUCUGCUUUCAAAGACCAUCCCACUUUAAACGAGAGGUACCUGCUGCUCCAUCUACUGGGCCGCGGAGGCUUCAGUGAGGUCUACAAGGCGUUUGACUUGUUUGAACAACGCUAUGCAGCUGUUAAAAUUCACCAACUCAACAAGAACUGGAGGGAGGAAAAGAAGGAAAACUACCACAAACAUGCGUGCAGGGAAUACCGGAUACACAAACAACUGGACCAUCCCAGAAUAGUCAAACUCUAUGACUACUUCUCCCUAGAUACUGACACGUUUUCCACAGUGUUGGAGUUCUGUGAAGGAAACGACUUGGACUUUUAUCUAAAACAGAAUAAACUCAUGUCAGAGAAGGAGGCACGCUCCAUCGUCAUGCAGAUCGCCAGUGCUCUCCGUUAUCUCAACGAGAUCAAACCGCCAAUCAUCCACUACGAUCUUAAACCCGGUAAUAUUUUAUUAGUAGAUGGCACUGCAUGUGGCGAAAUCAAGAUCACAGACUUUGGCCUGUCCAAAAUUAUGGAUGACGAUAACUACGGUGUAGACGGGAUGGACCUUACGUCACAGGGGGCCGGCACUUACUGGUACCUUCCUCCAGAGUGCUUUGUAGUGGGAAAAGAGCCGCCAAAGAUUUCAAAUAAAGUGGACGUGUGGUCUGUCGGCGUAAUCUUCUUCCAAUGUCUUUAUGGACGCAAGCCGUUUGGUCAUAACCAGUCUCAGCAGGACAUCCUCCAGGAGAACACCAUCCUCAAAGCCACAGAGGUGCAGUUUCCAGCGAAACCACAGGCGAGCACUGAAGCCAAGGCGUUUAUCCGGCGAUGUCUGGCCUACCGUAAAGAGGACCGGUUUGACGUUCACCAGUUGUGCUCUGACAGCUACCUGCUGCCUCAUAUGAGACGCUCAAACUCCUCUGGAGCUCUGCAGCCACCCUCCUCCUCCUCCUCCCUCUCUUUCUGA
Molecule: messenger RNA, 8586 nt
Organism: Knipowitschia caucasica
Lineage: Eukaryota; Metazoa; Chordata; Actinopteri; Gobiiformes; Gobiidae
Source: the annotation of a GenBank genome assembly